UACUGUAUUGUGUGCUUAUAUGGUCGUUUUAUCAAUUGAAUUCCUGCCUUCCUCGACCAUUUUAUUUGGGAUGUUGCUCAUGAUAUACUCAUUUAUGGUCUUUGGUCUUAGUGAGUUAGUGGUGAUUGCUGAAUGCAGGAUAUAAGAAGUGAAAUGUGUUGCAUUUGGUAAACUUGAAUUGGAUCUGAUUUAAACUUUUAUUUGGAAUCAUCUAUUGCAAUAAGAAAACUAAUUUGUAGGUUUUAUCAGUGUUAGGUUCAAUCGUUCAAGUAUGCACUUGAGCUUCAUUCUUCUUGUUCUGGUGGAAUAUUCUAUAGUCAUUGAAUGGAUUAUCCAUGUUUAACCUUUCCGAAGUAACCACUGGAUCAAAAUUGAAUAUUAAAUCAUCUGAUAGAUUCAUGUUUCAAUAUCUCCUUGUGUAUACCUGACCAUCCUUUUGAUUAGGUGUCUGAGAGUGUGACAGCUCCUAAUUGAUUAGUUGUAAUGCCAUUGCAGGAUUCUAAUAACCUUUCUGAUGAGAAGUCUGAAAGCAGACUUUAUAUUGGCAACCUUGAUCUAAGGAUUUCAGAGGCGGCCUUGAUUAAGAUGUUUUCACCAUAUGGAAAGAUAAUAUCUGAAGACUUUUUGUGGCAUACUCGUGGACCCAAACGUGGGGAGCCACGCGGUUAUGCAUUUGUUCAGUUUAGUACCAAAGAGGAAGCUCAACAAGCCAAGGAAAAGAUGCAUGGGAAACUGGUUUGCGGGCGCCCAUUGAUCGUUCGUCUUGCCAGCGAGAAGUACUUGAUGGAAGGGGGAGAAAGUUCUUCCAAAGCAGUAGGAGGCGGCGAGACAACCAAACCAUACCUCUCUGGAGGUUCCUUAACGCGUAUGAGCCGUGGCGCUAAAAUAGCUGCAAUUAAGAAUAAACUGAAGUCCAUGGAAGAAGAGAGCCACCUUUCAAAAAGACAGAAACCAGCAGACAGUAGCUCCCGCAGCAGUAACAGUUAACAGAUAAUAGGAUCUGAUUACUACAGAAGAAGAUGGUGCAUAAGAUUUGUUGCUCCUACAAACAUUAUGCAGCUUAGGCUCUUUGUAUUUUAAAGGACACCAUUUCUCCAUAUGGUCCUUGCUGUGUAUUAUGCCGAAUGUUGCUACAGUUGUGAUUACUGUUAUACUUUAUAUUGUUGCAUGAAGUCUAAUUUUCUUGGUUGAUGAAUUUAAGGAACCUUUUGUUAA
Messenger RNA from Ipomoea nil (Japanese morning glory), 1215 nucleotides. Its product is annotated as probable RNA-binding protein 18. Gene Ontology annotation, molecular function: RNA binding. NCBI's taxonomy places the organism in Eukaryota, Viridiplantae, Streptophyta, Magnoliopsida, Solanales, Convolvulaceae. The transcript has 3 exons. The record is from RefSeq and is a predicted model, not a curated record. Bases 484 to 987 code for a protein of 167 amino acids.